AUACUAACUAUAAGAUCCACCUGACCACUUUACAGCAUCAGAAGGAAAUCCUGCUCAAUUACCAAUCGCUGUCAAGUUUAAACUUGAGCUGCACUUGUUUUGGGGUCUGGAGAGCCUCGAAUGCAGCCGAUGAAUUUGAUCGACACUGAUAAGAGAUGAGAAUGGUCUGAAAGAGACCACAGAAAUGAAAUGUACAAGGACCUUAAAGAUGUACGUAAGAGCACCAAAAAUUUGUUUUAUCGCUUUAGUAUCUUUUUCUUUUUACCUUUUUCAUUAUGGUAUAUUCUCGCAAGUCAAAUUUCUAGCAUCUGCUAGAGAUUCUGGUACCUUAUUUACUCCUAGACUUGGCCAGGAACCACAUACUUCUACUGGAGGAGGCGUUUUGGCUCAGCCUGCAGAUGUCCAAACAUGUUUUCUCACCACUGACUGCUACAAACAAAACUCUCCAUUAACUUUAUUAUAUUUAGUCAAAGAUGGCUUGAUGUGAAAUUUUAUUUUCGCUUCAGAAAUCCUUCUCACUGUUUUUUUUCGUUCUUUCUUUUUUUUGUGUAAUUCUUUUUGUUUGAAACCUACACAGAAGUGCUGGAAAUCUAAUCAGAAGACAUCAAGAUUUAUAAUCUUGCGGAAAAUAAUUUUUGCCGAAUGUUGUGCUGAUCCAUUCUGAUGGCGCUUCAUAAUACGUGGCUCAUGUGUGGCUUUUUAAUUGCACAAUGAUCUUUCGAUUUCUCCCCACUCCAGUCACUUCCACUCUUGUUUACACUUUGAAUAAGAGAAAAUGGAUCUGACGUUACUAUAAAUGUUGUGCUUCUCGCUUACCAAGUUCUUUCUGUCUUUACUUUUUUUCUGCCUUCUCACUUUUUCUCGAUGAAGUAUAAGUUUGUUUGUGCUUCGUCACACGCAAAAAAAAGAAAAGAAAAAAUGCAAGGUGGGUAUUACACAUGAUAUUGGUCAGUAGGGCAAAUAGUUGAAGCUGACUUUGCUUAUUUCACUGGCAAUAACACAUUGCCGCUUAUUCCACUUGCAUAGAAACAAGAAUGUAAGUGUUGCAUUUAACAUGUUUACUUUUAUUUUUGACCAAAAAAAAGAAGCAACUGCAGGCAAGUCUCUGCUCUGAUAUGUUUUCUCACCUGUACCUGUUUUUCAUGCACUUUUGGCCUUAACUCUACAAAGAGGGAGCGAGCCCUAGCUGAUAAGGGCAUUAUCCCCAAGCCUGCCCCAUUACCACAAUGGUCUGGUAUCAAAGAGUACUUGACAUACCUGAACCUCAAUGAGCCCGUAAUCGGGCUUAGCGACUUGGUGCAAGAAGAGGAUUUUCUCUCAAAUAAUGGCAAAUCCCUGCCGAGUUACAGGUGCAGACUGUGUUCAGUCCAGAUGGACUUGUGUGAAAUGGCCACUCAUGUUGUGGGUCGCAGGCACCGGCAGAGAUACCUGGAGCGGUAUAGGCCAGACUUGGUGACAUGGGAAAAGACUUCAGAGAAGCAAGCAGGUGUUGUCGCGAGGGCUAAGGCUGCAAUUGUAGAAAAGCAAGAGGGAUGGGGAAAUCCGGUGCCGCUUAUGAGAUCAGAUAAAAGGAGGCCAGUUCGAAAUCAAGGUAUGGCAUGCGAUGGAGCAGCAGCAGACCGUUCGUCUUAUCCUCAAAAACGAGCCGCAACUGUGCGCAACAGGAGAGAGCAGGAUAUUGACUACAGUCAGUCAUAUGUGGAUCAUGAUUCUUACCGGGGGCAGUCUCAUUACCGUGAAGAUAACCAAUACGACCAGUCAUACAGAAAUGAUUUGCCUCAGCACUUAUCCGGUUCAGGGGACAACCGAUACAAUUCACAAUAUUCUCAAGACGAUCAGAGAAGCUCCUAUCGAGAGAGCGAAUACAUGGAAACGUCUUACACAGAAGAUGACGCGAACGCAGGUAGUUUUUCAGGCGAUGGGACUUAUAGUAGACGCUACACGGACAAAGGUGCCGCGCAGUCUUAUGAAGAUGAAUGGUACCAAGAACGAAAUCCCAGCAGAGGAUCGUACAAAAGCAGAGAUAACGACGAAGAUGAUUAUUAUCAGAGCAACGUUUCAGAUAACAGAUUUGGUUACUCGGGAGAAGACUAUCAAGAGAGCGGGAGGAUCCAAGAGCCGAUGUACGCAUCGCACCACGGAACGGGGUCUAGCAUGGAUGAACGGCAGCGGCAGAGCAGAACCAUGCCGUAUACAGAAAAGGAAAGAGAACGUUUUCAGGACGUAGAUGAAACUGGAAGGCGUGGGGCUUUUGAAAUGGAAGAGUACAGCAGAAAUGAAAGUUACUUCCCUGAUGAUGAUGAUGCUUUAUCUGGAAAACGGAAAAGGAAGAGCAGGUUCUCCGAUGCCUCACCACAAGAGAUGGCACUUGCACGGAAGAGCCAAAUCGAUGACCUUGCUUCAAAAUACAACCCAAAAAGAAGACCAGGUCCUAUAAAUAAUCAGGCGUCCGGAAGCAACAUGGAUUCAGGUGUAACCCCACGUAUGGAAAAUGUUCUGGAUGUCCUGAAUGACAUUCAGAUCGAGAAUGUGCAAGAGGCUAACUUUUUGAAGGAUAAGUUAUGCAGCCUUCUUAAAGAGUUCCAGACGAAUAAAACUCAGCGCACUCAGGGCCAGGUUUCCCAGACGUCCACAGACUACACAGACAGCUAUUACGGUGGUAACAGAAUGGAGCAGCGCAGAGAGAUGCCGGAGACAAAACGUUUAGAUGACCAGGUCUUUCAUGAGCCUGCAAAAUACGACCGUGACUUGCGUAACUCCAGGGAUUAUUUACAUACAAGACAUGUUGAAGAAGAUCCAAAAGGCAUGAGACAGAACCGAGGUCCCGAAGAGCCUGAAUAUCAGUGGAAUACUUACAGAGAGGGCUCGGCUGGCCGCCCUGAAGAGCGCAUUCAGAGUCGCCAUUCAGAUGACAGAAGAGGUUACCGAGAAACUGCUUGGAAUUCCAGAUCCUUAAGAGAAGAGAAAAGGGUCUACACAGAGGAGCAUCGUUAUCAGCAUGACUAUCGUCAUGGCGGAGAUCUCUACAACCCGUUUGAGCCUUCGUCAUCUCCGCCUGUGGAGACUGGCUCCUCCACGCUUGACAAGCUCGCCUCCACACUUUUGGAACUGGUUGCACGUAAAACAAAUUAAAAUGCACCAGUUUAAAUCAAUGUGUUCACAAAUGACAUCUAGUAAGUUUUUAGUCAUUCAGUGAUGUGAUGUUUGUCAGUUUAACCCUGGAGGAGCUUCGACGACACCAUUUGUGUGUUUUGUUUUAUGUAAUACUGAUGGAUGUGCACCAUUGUGGUAAUAAACUAUUAUCGUUCCUCA
Molecule: messenger RNA, 3312 nt
Organism: Clarias gariepinus (North African catfish)
Lineage: Eukaryota; Metazoa; Chordata; Actinopteri; Siluriformes; Clariidae
Exons: 12
Coding region: 1372-3132 (586 amino acids)
Source: RefSeq, a predicted model, not a curated record